Molecule: messenger RNA, 999 nt
Organism: Ictidomys tridecemlineatus (thirteen-lined ground squirrel)
Lineage: Eukaryota; Metazoa; Chordata; Mammalia; Rodentia; Sciuridae
Source: RefSeq, a predicted model, not a curated record
CCGCACCAGGUGGGAGCCCGCCCCGGCCAGCGCAGGGUGUCUACAGUAGGUGGUCGGACUGGCCGGCGACGCGGCCGUCACCGGCUCUGCGCAGGCCCCAGGGACAAGGAAGGGAAGCUCCACCCACCUCAAGCCAAGAUGUCCAGCAAGCGGGCCAAGGCCAAGACCACCAAGAAGAGGCCACAGCGGGCCACGUCCAAUGUUUUCGCAAUGUUUGACCAGUCCCAGAUCCAGGAGUUUAAGGAGGCCUUCAACAUGAUCGACCAGAACCGGGACGGCUUCAUCGACAAGGAGGACCUGCAUGACAUGCUGGCCUCCCUAGGGAAGAACCCCACGGACGAGUACCUGGAGGGCAUGAUGAGCGAGGCCCCGGGGCCCAUCAACUUCACCAUGUUCCUCACCAUGUUCGGGGAGAAGCUGAACGGCACCGACCCCGAGGACGUGAUCCGCAACGCCUUCGCCUGCUUCGACGAGGAGGCCUCAGGCUCCAUCCAUGAGGACCACCUCCGGGAGCUGCUCACCACCAUGGGAGACCGCUUCACCGACGAGGAGGUGGACGAGAUGUACCGCGAGGCGCCCAUCGACAAGAAGGGCAACUUCAACUACGUGGAGUUCACCCGCAUCCUCAAGCACGGGGCCAAGGACAAGGACGACUAGGCCCGGGGGCCCUCGGCCGGCCCUCCCUCCGCCCCACGCACACGCACCACCGGGCCACCCAGGGGUGGGGUCCAGCCCCGAGAGACACUGAAGGACCGUGGUCCAGGGAGGCGGAAGGCCUCGGGAGCGAGGGCGCCUGUCCCUAGGCUGCCCCGGGGAUGCGGCCCUGGUCCUGGUGUCAACAGCACUUCAUGAGCACCCACACACGCGCCAGCUCGCCACGUCCCCAAGAGGACAGCACCAGGCCCCCGCCCCUGCCCGUCCACUCUCCUGGGAGUGCUCAGGACACCUGGACACCCCUGUCCCAGGGAGGCAGAGUCUCCAAUAGAAGGCUGAGCACUA